AUGCGUUCAGUGACAAAUAUAUUCAUCUGCAAUCUCAGCGUCGCGGAUCUCUUGGCCACAAUAUUCGUUGAGCCGCUGACCUUAUUGCAAAACAUAUUCAUAGGUAUUUGUUUUAUAUUUUAAAAUGAUUUUAUCAUAAUUAGAUUAAAUAAGCACCUUUGAUACAUUUAAAGAAGUAAACAAUUUAUUCUUUGAUACUUUCCUUGGUGAAAUUUUUGGAAUCGUUUGUCAAACAGGCAUUUGUGGAAACCUUUUUGAGCACACUAGUUUUAUACUAAUAUUAUGUUUAUUAUUAUUCGCUUCAUCUGCUCUUGCACCUAAAAGACUAUUUGCUGAAUAGAAAAGGGUCCUUAUACAUAAUUACUUAUGUCGGUCGCAUAGCAUGCCAUAUUUUACCUAUGUUUUACCGAUAAUCUUUGCUAGAAAACAGAGCUAUGAUAUGUUACGUUGAUCAUUAGGUCCCCGAAAGGACCGCGUGCGCUACAUAGCAGAUACUUUGGUCUUCCAAUUUCAGCGUUUUUGGGUCUUUAGAAAGGAAUCACCAAAUUUGGGAUUUCAGGUCUCAGAUUGAAAUUUGCUACUGAAUUUCUGGGCCACUGUCAACCAAACGCAACCCAAUAACCAUGUAAUAUUCACUGAUUAUUAAUAGACGACUGGUAAUAUAAACAGGCACAUUUCGUUUGAUAUGACAUACUUAAGAGAACAGGCAUUAGCUAGUAGCCAAGCAGUAAUUCACUGAUUUUCUCCCAAAAGUUUUGCGACUAUGAUUUAUUAACGUGCUGAAACUUCGUUGUUGAUUUUAUUUGUUGGUAAUUGAGAACACUGAAUUAUUUAAAUUACAAUAGUGUUAUGUAAGGCUUGCAGUUUUACGUAAGUACGCGCAUUUUUAUGUAAAGUUAUUCUUAAAGCUAUUCAACAAAUAAGCACCUAGCAUCGUGUUUAUCUUUAAAAUACUUAGUUGCAAAAAUUGGAUAGGCAGCCAACUUUUUGUUUUCAAACACUGAUACCACUUUAAGUGCGCAUAUUUAAGCGUAAUCUAACAAAUAUUCGUUUGAGGUGGUAUGUGCGUUGAAUCUUGCUCAAAAUAAUAAGACAAUGAUCUACUGUUUUCAGAGAACUUUUGGAUAGAUCGAUUGGCUUCUAGCUGAGAAAUCGACCACAUAUCAGGACUUAUCACAUAAUAAAGAUUACACUAAACGCCAUUCUUGUUAUCGUCAAUUUUAAGGGCAAUUUUAUUGCCCCAUGAGUUCGCUGUUUGUUAAAAACUCACAUAAAAAAGCACACUCAAAGUAUGCCUUAAUUCAAUUUUAGUAGUUUUAAAUAUCCGGCAGUUACGCCCAUAUAUGGGAAAUCACAAAAAUAAACGCGGACUAUAACAUAACCUGUUUAUUGCUGUUCUUCAAAAUAACCUGUUUAAUAUGCUGUUGACUUAUAUAAUCAAAAACGCUGUUAUUGACAAAAGAAGUAACAUAAUACAUCUAACAGACGUAAUAAAAACUGCCAAGCUGAGAUUGGAAACUAAAAAAUGACCCAUCCCAUGCUAAAGCGCCCAAAUUUCCGCUGAAUAAUUUGUAUUCAAAUGGAAUGCAAGCGUGGCUAGUAACCUUCAGAAGUUGGUAUAUGUAGUUAGGUCGAACAGAUGUGUAUGAUUGCCCUUUUUUAAUAACAGACCCAACUGGAUUUAAUAGCGUUUGUUUAUGGGAGAUGAUAAAGAAGUCACUUGGCGCAUGAUUGUGAAAGCUGGUUGGAGCAAACCGCAUACCAACUGCACGUCAACUGCAUGCUUUAGCACCUGGCCAGUCGAGCCGUUAAGAACUCGGGAGGUGCCAAUUGCGAUAGGCACGUAAGGGCCUAGCGACUACAAUCUAUAAGUACUGCAACAUCUGGGCAAUUUACCACCAUCCGAUGAUGGAUUUGAGUUAGAAACCGAAACGUCAGGCUAAUUAAGCGAUCGUGACUGCGUCUUCACAACAGCAGUUGCACAAGCCGAAGGUGUGUAGUCAUGAAUAAUAAAAGCACAAUUAUCUAGUAUCUAAGUAACAUUGUCAUACCUCCUUUGUUGUAUCAAGCAAUCUGCCGGCCCAAUCAUUUGACAGCUGCCAAUUGCUUUCUACUUUCCAGCCCUGUUUGGUGUACGCGAGGAAUAGACACAACUAAUGCCUGAAUUUAUUUGUGUUUACGCCAAGUUUGUGAAUGAAUCAGUGUGGAAAUAUGCAUCGGUGGUUCCUUACUCAGAGAAUACUAUAGUCUACAAAAUCGUAGGAGAUAGUUUAAGAGUAAAUCAAAGCAUCUUGUUAGUAGAGACACGGUCAGUGAACAAUAUUUUGAAAUGCUAAUGGAAUUAGUAAACAGUGUUUCUGAGUGAGUGGGAUUGCUGAAACGUGGUUAGUGUACUAAAAAACAUGAUGCAUAAUUUUCCGAGAAUGUUUUAGAUUUUCAAAAAUUGACAGCAAUAUAUGAACCCACUUGACUUUCCAAACAUUAUACUGGUAAAUGUAAAGAGAAAUCCCGGUCGUUUAUGCGCAUCGCGUUUUACGUAAAUGCGUUUUGAACCUUUCAUUUUGCAUGCUUUGCAGUUUUCCAAAAAGCAUUGUUUUUGUAUAUAUUUUUUGCUAACUUCAAAAUAAAAAACGCAAACAUCAUGUCCAAAUAAAGCAUCUACUCUAGUAAACUUUCCUUACAAUAAUUCUGCCGUCAGAUUUCCACAGAAAUCCAGAUUUUAUUUGCCUUGUGCUUUGGUUUAGAAUGGCGAUGGGGUGAUACGACCUGCUGGUGCGUCCCCUAUCUACAGGGAAUCAGCGUUUGUGCAUCUUCGCUCACACUGCUUGUCAUUGCACUCGACAGGUCUGUUUUAAUAUAUGAUCCUUUAUGUAAUCAUUUCGUUUCUUAGACAAACUGGGCUAAUUUGUAUUCAGCACUUUAAUUUCCCAGCUGGUGAAAUAUAUAUCGUCUUUAAUGUAAUCAUUUGGUUUCUAAGACCGUCUGGACUAAUUUUUAUUCGGCACUUUAAUUUUCUAGCUUAUGAUAUAACAUUUUAAUUCUAUUUCUAUGGGCAGGGAUCUGCAAUGACGAGGACUGUUAACUAAAACUAUAUGAUGUGUUUCAUACUAAAAAGAAUCGCAUAAGUACCGCCGUAAUAUUAACUGCUGUUCAGCAAGAUCCUAUGAUAUUUCAGGCAAAGAAUAUAUCAAAUUUUUGCUGAAGUUUUAGACCUGUUCUUUAAUUGCACAAGUCAUUUUAAAUAUAUUUUACACAAAUACAUUAAAAUAGCCAUUCUGUAUUUCAUCUAUUGGCAAAUAAAGUUUUCAUUAAAUUGUAGAUUUUCAUAGUAUUACCUUUACGUUCUAAAACUUUAAAGUAACGCUCAUGAUUUAAAACGGCAGUGUCCUCUUAAAAAUGUCGCAUAUCUGAAUUUGUCAGAGUUGUUUCCAAUGCACACAAUAAAUCUUAUGUCAGUUGAAACCAUUUUGGCCCGUUAAUUAUAUUUUUCCUGUAACGUAUAAAUACGCAUGGAGUUUGUGCACGAAACAUAUGCACAUUUCGGUCUAGAGAAAUUGAAUGCAACUAUAAUGAUACAUUGAGUUUUUAAAUUAUUUGGGAUUUGUAGAAGCUUUAAAAUUAAAUUACACCUUAAUUGUUAAUAAAUAUCCAAAACGAAUAAUUCCGUAGGCUGUAGUAAUAAAACAUAUAUCUUCAUGUUUUCCGUAAGAUAUAUUUGAACUUAUACGGACACCAAAGUCCAAUGAAGCACAUUAUGCGACUUCAGUAGUUGGAGUUUAAUUUAAGUCUUCAGCUGGGAAGAAGCUUGUUCAAAUUGAGGCAUCCUAGAGUGUCUUAAAAAGUAUCUGGCGCUUAUGCUAUAAGGACAUUUAUACUACGACCUUUCUUUAGACUCAAAUGCACCUUUUAAAUUUCGGCUAACGUUUCUUGAGAUAGCACGUUAUAUGGACAUGCAAAUUUUCCGCGCACGCAAACACUGUACAAGGGUUUUUUAUUACAGAAGUAACCGAUCGUUUCUUUACAUUUUCCCCUAGAUACUUCGUCUUUUUUUGUUUUCGAUCACUAUGGCACCUAAACAGACCGCGUUGUGCCAGGUUCAAAUGCAUAAAAGCCAACAGUAAUGUGAGUGAAACGCUAGGAAGUACUUUACGUGAUUCCCCUCAAAAAAAGGAAUCCUCACAUAUAUUAGUAGAUUCACCCCUGAUUGUAAACAAAAUACCGUUUAACAUCUGUUCUAACGUCUGUGCACGCAUUAAAGAGUCCCGCUACCUCAACUUCUUGUCGAAAAAUGUGCAAUAAGUGUUUAAAUUGCAGACUUAUCAAGCACCUCUUUAAAUAAUUUUUUUUCUCAUAAAGCGCCAAGGAAGCUAACUGAUUGGUACUUAAUGUCGGACGAGGCAUUCCCGAAUUAGGCAAUAAUGCUUAGCCCGCAUAAGUAGAGAGCAUGCAGUCGGUGAAGUCCAGGAAGUUUCCGCUAAUAAAUUAUGACACAUAAAUAAGUAGGCUCGAAAACGAAAACCGAAAAAUGGUUUGGGAUGUAGCAGAUGUUAAAAACAAAAAGUAAGGUUUAUAGCACGGAGUUAAAGAUGCCACACACUUACGACAAGACCGACAGCAUGAAACUGUUUGUGUGUACGAAGAUCUUAAAGGAGUCACGUUGCGAAUUAGUUGGCAGAAUGCAUUUCUCGUGUCAGUGACUGAGAGCAGGCUCUAAAGUUGGUUUUCUUGAAUCAGUACGUACAAAUAUUCUCACCUUUAUCAUGUCCAAUUACUCUUCUUGCGUUUAAACGUCUAUUACGCUAUCUUCACGUGAUUAUUUCAAAAAGAAAGGACAACAAAUCUUCCAAGACGCUUUAUUCACGCAGAUGAGGAAAAUCGGCAGGUUGCAAUAUUCUUAAAAAGUACUCCAAGUUACACACUACGCGCGGAAUCACAAGCGUUCAGCCUAAAAAAACAUGAGAGUCAUUCGUCGAUGGGACAUUAUUUUAAGACGAAAGUAAAUGGCAUGUGUCCUACCAAACUGCCUUCACGUGCUGAUACCCAUUACCGUCAUUUAAAAUAAUACUCGAGCGCAUACUGCAUGAACUUAUUCAACAUGUGAAAAAAGUUUUCAGGUUUUGCGUUGUCAAACUAGACUACUGUGUAUAUAAUCGCCAUGCCUGAUUUAAGUAGUACGAUAGGACACGCUUGCGUUUCUCUGGUAUAUGCAUUGAUUAAAAUGUGAAUUUUUUUUUACCAAAAUAUACUUUUUAGGCAUGGCAUCUGCUGUUUAUGCGUGAAGAGGUAAAUAUGUAAAGAAUAUAAAAACACAACCUCUAUCCCAGAGAUCGCGUGUUCAUCUUCUUUACAAUAAGAGCCUAGAAGUUGCAUAUUCGCUUACAUCCGUGAAAAUAAAUAUGCUUUAUUUUAAGUUUGACAAACAGCAGCAAUCUACCUUAUAUCUUGGGGCAAUUAGUUGAAGAUUCUGAAGGCUGCAUAGUGGUUGCCGACAUCCUAAGCUCCCCCAGACUUUUAAGUGCAUUUCGUCAUCGCUAGAAAAUGCAUAGGAUUUUGUGCUGAGAAAAUUUCCCCAAAACAUACUAAAUGGUGUGUCUACGAUUAACUUUUUUUGACUUUGGACCACUUAUUUCAUGCAUCCAUGAGUCCUUUGUUAUGUGGCCUAAUGAAAACGUUUUUUACUUUCGAUAAGACUUCUGGGAGGUCAACCGGAGUUUUCUUUACUUUGGCCGGCCGCAUCUUGAACACUGCUGAGACCGAAAAUUGCAUGAAAUUAUUUCACUUUACUUGGGCUAACUAAUUGAAAAGACAAACUUAUACUUGCCCGACCAUGCUGGAUCUCACGCUAAUUUUCAUUGGUCAUAUAAUUUUGAAGGAGUCGUAGGCGUUUUUGCAAAGAUUUUGUUAUUACGAAUUCUUAUUAAUUUAGUUGUUCGUGUGAAUAGGCGCACUGUAGACAUGUGAUUGACCUUCAACUCCUUCUAAUAGAUGAUCAUUAUUUAAGGAGUACCCUCUGCUGUGUUUAUACAGAUACCUGGCUAUUUGUUUUCCAAUGCGGAAGCUCAUUCGACGAACAUUGGCCAAGAAGCUGAUCGUUGUCAUAUGGAUUAUCUCGGCCAUCCUCUUUAUCCCCUGGGCAGUACACUACAAAGUAACCGUCAGUGAGGGCGUUAAUGUCUGCCACGAGCUAUGGCCCUCGGAGACCGCUGAACGCUUCUUUUUCCUCGGCAUUGUAACCAUCUUGGUCUACACCGCGCCCCUGCUCAUAAUGGCCUUCUGCUACAUAAGCAUUAUUCUGAAAAUAUGGGGACGAUUCCAGGAGGAGGGUCCCCGUGAUGAGAAAAGCAUUACGAAAGAUUUCACUAACGAGGAGGAUUAUCGAAUCAACCCGGACUCAAUGAGCGCUGAAAAGAGCUCCACUGUAAACGGCCAUGACAGUUUGUCCAGUGAGAAAACCUAUGCAACGAGGUACUAUCCCGGCGUCAGAUGGCAGCAGAAUGAACCGACGUAA
Messenger RNA from Spirometra erinaceieuropaei, 6508 nucleotides. The record is from the annotation of a GenBank genome assembly. Lineage: Eukaryota; Metazoa; Platyhelminthes; Cestoda; Diphyllobothriidea; Diphyllobothriidae.